UUAAUAAAAACAUUUUUAUGAUUUCAAAAUAAAAAUUGUAAAAAUCAACAUCCAAAAAGAAAAUAUUUGAAUAAUUUUGAACAAAAAAAAAAUCAAUAUAAAAUGUUUUGUUAAAAAAGGAAAACAGAAACUACUUAAGCCGUUAUACACUAGGCUACGUAGCUACGUAUGUGUAUGUUAAUAAAAAUUUUAUACUUCAUUUUGCAAUACUUUGAAACUCAACAGGAAAGAGGUGGGCCGGACCUUAUAUUCAUAGAUCAACUACAAUAACCAAUUUACGUUUAAUAAUUAAGUCUAUUGAUAAAAUUAUUGUAUUGGAUUAAAGUUCACUAAAUAAGAAAUUGAGAGAAUUGAAAAAAAAAACUACUGAAAAUUGAAAGCUGUUUUAUUAAGUGCCAAAUAGAAAUCAAAUUAUCCAUUGUGCCUCAUAACCUUAACUAAAAAAAAAAAACAAAAGUGAAAAAAAUAUUAAAUUUUUGUUAAAUAUAAUGCCAAGAAGCUUAUGACAGAUAAGAAAAGAAAUUUAAACUAAUAGAAAAUAUUAAAUCAAAAUAUGCAAGUAAAAAAAGCUAGGACUGAAUCAGCUAGAAAACCAAUUGUUCCUCCACCACAAUCCUCUUUGCCUGAAAAUAUAACUGUUAGAACACAAUCGAAAACAAAAGUUUCAACUGGAAGUCGUAGAAAUAAUAUUAUUGGUUAUGUUCCUCGUGUAAAUAGACAAGAAGUUGUUGCACCACCUUUAACAAAUAUUUUAACAGGAAAUCCAAAUAAUGGUGCAGCAACAUUACCAAGUAUACCAUUAAUUGAUGAUGAUGUUAUACCAUGCUUCAAUGGUGGAUUACCAAUAUUAGAUUUACAAAAUGGGCGAACUUCAGAAAAAAAAUUAAAUGGUGUUGAAUCUAAGAGUGGAAAGAAUACUUUAUCAAAAUCAUCAUCACCAUUGCAACAAUCUACUUAUAAUAAAAAUGGUUUGCCAUCAUUAUUACCUUCAACUACAACGACAACGACUACAAUACCAACAGUAUCAUCAUCAUCAUCUACAACACAUUCAAGACAGCCAAAUCAAAAAUCUAGCUUUAAUACUUUAUCAUCAAAAAAGGAUAAAUCAAAUGAUUUAUCAAAAACUAAAGCAAAGGAUAAUAAAAAGAAAUUUGAACAACAAAAUGACAACAUCGUCAAUUCGAUAUCAUCCUCCAAAAAAGAAAAAAAGUCUACACAACAAAAAAUAAAUUCUAAUUUAAAUAAUGGUUUACCAAAUUUAAUUGAUGAUGAAUUCGGUUUUGGUCGAUCUUUGUUAUCUGAAUCAAGUGAUGAUGAUGAGGCUGAAGAUGAAUCAUGUAAACAAGAAAUUUCAUAUAAUGAAUUUGGUUUACCUAUUUUAACUAGUAAGAAUAAUAAUAAUAAUAAUAAUAAUAAUAUAAAUAACAAAAAUAGUGGUAGCAAUGCAUUUAAUUAUCCUGAAACAAAUAAUAAUGAAAGAAAUUCAUUUGAAUCAGGAUCAUCCACUUCCAUGAUAAAUAAUGGUUAUAGUAAUGGUUAUAAAAAUGAUAUUUCUCAAUCAAAAUCAAAUUAUAAUAUAAAAGAGAAAAAAUUUAGUAAUGUUAAAAAUACCAAUAAUAAUUAUAAUAAUAAUAACAAUAAUAUAAAUAUUAAUAGUAAUGUGAAACAUGAACCUGUGAUAACAAAGGAGUCAAAUUUUAGGAAUGAAUUAAAUUUUAAUAAGGAGACUUUUACAGCGCAAAAAAGACAAUUAAACAAAUUUCCAAUACAACAACAAGAUCAAGAAUUGCCUACAAAAAUGAGAAAAAAAGAUGAUUCAAAUCAUAUUCAUAAUGAAAAUAUUAGCGAAAUGAAAAAAGAUAAAAAAGAUAAGAAAAAUAAAAAAGAUAAAAAGGAAAAGAAGGAUAAAAAGGGAGAAAAAGAGAAGAAAAAUAAAUAUUCAAAUAAUGAAUUAGGUAACCAAGAUCAUUCUUUAACAUCAAAUUUGCAUAAAGUAAAUAAUCAAAAUAUGGAACCAUUAUCUAAAUAUAAUAAAUCAUUUUCACCGCUAGAAUUAAAUGAGAAAUCAAGAACAAAUUUUUCAACUUCAGAUUCAUUAAAUUCAUCUUAUAACAAUUCUAAUUCAAAACCUAAUUAUCCUGUAAAUAAUUUUAGCAACAAUAUUAAUAAAAGUUUGCCUGAUUUAACUAUUGUAAUUGACGACGAUGACGAUGAUGAUGAUUUCAAUGAAAAUAGAGCCUAUAAUCAAUAUAAUCAUGAUAAUAAACAAAUUGUUAAUAAUGAAAAAAUCUCCCAAAAAUCCUCUAAUUUUAAUCAUAAUAAUGCUUCUGACUUUUUUGGUUUACCAGAUUUAUCUUGUGCUAUUAAUAAUAAUGAAAUUAAUGAUAAUAAUAAAUCAUUUGAUAAUUUUACAUCAUCAUCAUCAUUAUCGCCAUCAUCAUCCUUUUUGUCUAAGCAAACAAAACCAAUAUCAGCAGCAAAUUAUAAUAUUAAUUCAAUAAAUCGAAAUAAUAAUUUUCAAGAUUUUGAAAAAUCAAAAUUAAAAAUGCAAAAAGGCCAACCAAAUUAUCAAGAUUACAAUCAACAAGAUUAUUAUAAUUUACAAUCACAUCAAUUACAACAGCAAAAAUUUAAUAAUUGUCAACAAGAUUAUAAAGAAAAUUUUGUAAAUAUAUUUAAUGCUGAAAAUGUAAAUUCGAAUUUAAAUGAGAAUCAAAAUUAUAUAAAAGAUACUUUCGAUUUAAAUAAAAAAAUUGAAAAUCAUUUUAAUACAGAAUCUAAUUGUGGAUAUUAUGAUAAAUUAAAUCUUAAUAGAGAUAAUACAAACAAAUAUAUUGGUCUUGAAGCCAUUAAAUCUGAUGAUCAUUUAAAUUCUCGUGGAACAUCAGAAUCGGAAGUUGGUAUUUUGAGCUCAUCGGAUUCUAGUUCAAGUGAUAGUGAUUCCUCAAGUUCAGAUUCGGAUUCUGAUGAUGAAUCUCGAAAAAGACAUUCUAAUAAAAAUAAGAAAUCAUAUCAAAAUACAACAAAUUUUCAACAACAGGAACAAGAACAAUAUGGGAUAAAUAAUUUCCAAUCAUCAACUACUUAUCAUAAUAAUAACAAUAACAAUAAUAAUAAUAGUAACAGUAGUAAUUAUAAAUAUCAACAAUCAUAUAAUCGAAAUAGUUAUAAUAAUAAUAGUAACAUAAAUAAUGUCGCUUUUUUGCAUAAUGAUUUAAAACUAUCAGAAUCUGAUUCAUCUGAUUCAGAAUUAUGAUAGAAUAUAGUAAUUUAAUUUUCCUACAUACAUGCAUAUAUAUUAAUAUUUAAAAAAAAAAAGAUAUUCAGAUUAAGAGUCUUUCUAUUCCUAAGUUACAUUGUUUUUUAUGAAAUAUAUCAAAUUAAUUACUUUAAAAAUA
Condylostylus longicornis is the source of this 3398-nucleotide messenger RNA. It is a transcript of the gene Eaf, whose product is annotated as GATA zinc finger domain-containing protein 14. The record is from RefSeq and is a predicted model, not a curated record. Lineage: Eukaryota; Metazoa; Arthropoda; Insecta; Diptera; Dolichopodidae. The transcript has 7 exons. Bases 554 to 3256 code for a protein of 900 amino acids.